ACGUAUACACUACGAUGCCAUACAUUUUUAUAACGGUGUAACAGCAAUGCAUUGAUUGGAUUUGUACAGUAAGCAUCACACGCACUACACACACAAUUCGUAGUUUUCGGCUCGUUCGUUCGACCAUCCAGCAGCCAGGCCAUCACAUCACAUCACACUACUAGUACUAGUACUAUAAAUCCUACACAGCUAGCUAGCAGCAGUCAGUAGAGUGUGUAUUGUCAAUGAGUAAGGUUUCCUGGCUGAAUUUUUGCACCUCAAGCAUCUACCUAGGGCGCAAAUUGUUCUACCAUUGUCGAAACAAAGUAAGGCAAGUGAAAACUGAAGUCGCAAGUCAAAGAACUGCAUGGAGAUUGGAACAAUUUGGUGCUGUAUCUACGAAGUAAUGAACGUGAAUUAUAUCGAUGUCUUCGUUUAGUUCAGGGGUUCGACACCCACCACACGAAAGGCUGGCACCAUGUUUAUUGUAGGGCUUUAUUUUAUGCAAAUUAGUCGAUAGCUAUAGCCUUUGACCUACGUGUUGUUGUACACACGAGCACGUGGGAUUGAGAAACUCGAACUUUUGGGUGUUUUCAAGAUGUCGGGACAGGCUGAAACUUUUGCAGCUAAUGCUGGUCAUACUGAUUCUUGGGAUAAGAGGCCAGGAACAGUCAACACUUCUUCGAUUUGUGGCAUUUCUGGGAGUGAAGCUUGGUCAAGGCCAGAUGAUGAGGGGAAUUUUUCAAGUUACAGUUUAUCAACAUCAACGAAUGAUCCACCUACUAAACAUGAGCACAGUGACAAUUGUCAACAGUUGUCUAGCAAACAAUCACAUGAUACAGAAGAUGCCAGCACCAAAAAGAAACGUCAAAACACAUCUGCAAACCCAGGAAACCACAAACAGAUGGGACGGAAACGCCGAAAAACAAGCGAGCGAAAUACCACUCAUGCCCAUUUCUUAAUGGGGGGUUGUAUGACAGAUCCCUUGAACCUGAAUAGUCUCUGCAAUGAAGAAAUCUCCCGUGUGCUGAAUGCUGCUACUCCAAUCUCGUCCCCACUUCCACAUGUUAAUAAAGACCCAAAUCCAGUCAUUGUCCCAAUCGAUGUAACGGACCCAUUGCAGCUCAAUACUGUGUUCAGUCAGACUGAUGAUGAAGCAAACUUGACGCGAACCCUGACACCAAAGUCCGCUGGAAAGAAGAGGAAGAAACGAACGGACAAACCUAGUGAGUCGCACAGUGCUGAUGAAGCUACCAUCAUUAACAAGCCGGCUAACUUGAAGUUGGACGGCAUUAAGCCACUUCACCAUGGAAGCACGUCAACAAUUCCUGAUAAAAUAGUCUCCCCAGUUUUGCCAGAUUGUGGGCCAAGUUAUCGCAAGCGCAAGAAGCAGGAACCAACCACCAAAAUCUCCCGAGCUCUCCUGGUUAUGGAACCAGAACCUAAAUCAGCAGCCGAAACGUCAGAGAAGACGUCAACUCAAAAUCAAAUCACAGAUAGAGUAACACCUGAGAAACGCAAAUACAAACGACAAACCAGCAAAGAAACCAAAGUACAGCCAAAGUUCAAAGACCAAAACAAGAAAUUUCAAUAUGGAAAUUACCAUCGUUACUAUGGUUACCGAAAUCCAGAUCAAGAAGAUGACCCUAGAGUUUCGUUUCUAAAGAGAGACUGGUUUCAAGGGAAGACGUGUUUAGACAUUGGCUGCAACUCUGGUCAUGUGACUCUCUUUGUUGCCAAAACAUUUAGCCCAGAACGAAUCACAGGCAUCGACAUCGACCCGGUUCUAAUUGGGAUCGCUCGAAAAAACAUCCUCCACUGUCUUGAAGGAGAAAAAGACAAGAAACAGCACAAGUUCCCAGCCUCCAUGGAGAAGUUGUAUGGACCGAUCACACCGAGAGGGCAUUCAAAACAGACGUCUUCAUCAAAGUUCCCUGGAAACAUUCUCUUCAGAUGCGCCAAUUAUGUUCCAGAGAAUGAGGCAAUUUUGGAGCUACAGAAACCAGAAUAUGACACUAUUCUGUGUCUCAGUGUCACAAAAUGGAUCCAUCUCAACUGGGGAGAUGCUGGUCUCAAGAAAAUGUUCCGGAGAGUCUUCCUGGCUCUGCGUCCCGGAGGACGGUUCAUCUUAGAACCUCAGGCCUGGCCCUCCUAUACUAAGAAGAAGAAACUAACAGAGACAAUCUAUAAGAACUACAAGCAGAUUCAGUUGAAGCCGGAUAAGUUUAAAGAUUAUCUUCUCUCCAGUGCCAUAGGAUUCUCCAGUUGUGAGACCAUUGGGACGCCACUCAAUAAAUCCAAAGGUUUCUGCCGUCCCAUUUUGAUGUUCACGAAGUUGACGCCACGAUCUAGCACAACCAAGUCAAGUGUAACCUCCUCAAAGCACACGUCGUCCAAGGGACUUGAUGAUGGAAGCACAGGUAAAGUGUCAUCUGGUCAUAUCAAGCAAUUGCACGCCCCAACUACACACGCCAACACCACAAUCCCGAAUCUUAGCAAAGACAGAGAAUCUAAUAAAGGUAAUGUGUCAUCCACUGACCCUUCAACCUCAUUCAUUCGGCAAGAUGUCCCAAACAAGGACAAGGAGAGCACUGUGAUUAACCCUGAGAGGGAGAUUGCAGACGACUCUACAACCUCGACAGUCCAACAUCAAACCCCAAGCAAGCAAAGCAAGAGUUCAUUGGUUAACCCUGAGAAGGAGAUUGCAGACGACUCUACAACCUCGACAGUCCAACAUCAAACCCCAAGCAAGCAAAGCAAGAUGUCAUUGGUUAACCCUGAGAAGGAGAUUGCAGACGACUCUACAACCUCGACAGUCCAACAUCAAACCCCAAGCAAGCAAAGCAAGAGUUCAUUAGUUAACCCUGAGAAGGAGAUUGCAGACGACUCUACAACCUCGUCAGUCCAACAUCAAACCCAAAGCAAGCAAAGCAAGAGGUCAUUGCUUAACCCUGAGAAGGAGAUUGCAGACGACUCUACAUCCUUGACAGUCCAACAUCAAACCCCAAGCAAACAAAGCAAGAGUUCAUUAGUUAACCCUGAGAAGGAGAUUGCAGACGACUCUACAACCUUGUCAGUCCAACAUCAAACCCAAAGCAAGCAAAGCAAGAGGUCAUUGGUCAACCCUGAGAAGGAGAUUGCAGCUGAUAAAGGUAAAGACUGUAAAGCCUUGAUAUCACAGACUCCAAUUCACCACAGUAAGAGGUCAGAAGACAAAGAUGCUGUGAAGGUUGGUGUAACCCUUGAUGAAGAAUCUCACGCGUCAUCAGAAACCAAGUCACAGAUUUCACCUGAUGGUGGUAUUAACUUGACUGAGAAGGUGAAAACAGAUAACGAUGAUGUUAAAGUGAUCUUGAAUGCUGGUGAGUUGAGUUCUAGCCAUGAUACAGAAUCCAACUCGCCUCCAGCUAAGAGAGUCAAGACCAAAUAGGCUGCAGAAAAAGUCAUAAAGCCCAGUUCAUAUUCCUGCGAAUGCGAAUACGAUGCGAAUUUGAUGUCACAACUCUGUUUUUCGCAGCGAUAUUCGCAUGAGAGUUGAGCACAACUCAACCCCUGCGAAUUAUUCGUUGCGAAUAUGUGACAUCAAUAUUCAUUUCGCAUUCGCAAGUAUGAACCGGGCUAACCCUGCAUCACAGCCUGGGCUUCAUGUAUCUACAUGUGGCCAGGGACAGUUUUUGUAUGUUCACCAAAAAAUGAACCUCCCUAUAAGUAUUUGAAGCUUUGCAUGGUGUGGAGAAAUAAUGAGAAACUAUAAAUAAAUAGUGAAC
This is a messenger RNA of Asterias rubens (European starfish), 3746 nucleotides long. RefSeq names its product 7SK snRNA methylphosphate capping enzyme-like. The transcript has 4 exons. Gene Ontology annotation, biological process: snRNA modification. The record is from RefSeq and is a predicted model, not a curated record. NCBI's taxonomy places the organism in Eukaryota, Metazoa, Echinodermata, Asteroidea, Forcipulatida, Asteriidae. Gene Ontology annotation, molecular function: O-methyltransferase activity; RNA methyltransferase activity; snRNA binding. The coding region runs from base 578 to 3409 and encodes 943 amino acids.